UAAGAGAAGCUACAGUUCUAAAGUUGAGUGUGUGUGAGUGACUGCUUUUUUGAGCGGGUUGGAUAGAUUCUUGAGCUCACCACUUACUCCACAGCUCUCACUCGAUCCUUAACUUGCUUCUCUCUCCUCUCUCUCUCUCUCUCUCUCUCAUGCUUAUGCACUUUCCAGGUAACCAAACAGACAUGAAUCUGGUUUCAAUUCACUCUUUUCUCCCAACAACUUGAAUAUCUCCUCUGGGAUUUUGGGUUUUCUUCACCUCCACACCUUAAUUACACCGCUCGAUUCUUCUUUCUUUACCUAUUUAAUCUUGUUUUUACUGGGUAUUCCAUUUCAGUCUCAUUCUCAACUCAUUUUUUCUACUUGCUUUUUUUGAGACUUUGUGAACUUAUUGUAAGAAACUUAGUCUGUUCCUUGAGUUUUACCUUCGGGAAGACUGAAGCAAUUAGAAGAAAAAGAUAUGGGUUGGUUUUGGGUGACAGUGGGGUUAUUAUCAAUGGUGUGUACAGUGAGCGGCAUAGGAGCAAACUGGGGCACACAGGCAACUCACCCUCUGCCUCCCGAAACAGUGGUGAGGCUGUUGAGGGAAAAUGGGUUUCAAAAGGCGAAGCUUUUCGAUGCAGAAUAUGAUACUCUCAGGGCUCUGAGCAAGUCUGGGAUUGAGGUCAUGGUGGGUAUUCCUAAUGAUAUGCUUGCUUCUAUUGCUGGCAGCAUGAAGGCUGCUGAGAAAUGGGUUGCUAAAAAUGUCUCUGCUCAUAUCACCAACAAUAAUGUCAACAUCAGAUAUGUUGCAGUUGGUAAUGAACCUUUCCUGCAAACAUACAAUGGAACCUUCCUUGGUACAACUUUCCCUGCUUUGCGGAAUAUCCAAUCUGCUUUAAUAAAAGCAGGUCUCAGCAACCAGGUAAAGGUCACUUGUCCACUAAAUGCCGAUGUCUACUGGAGCUCAACUGGUUUUCCAUCUGGUGGAGAUUUCAGAGCUGAUAUCCAUGACCUCAUGUUUGCAAUUGUCAAGUUCUUGAGUGAAAAUGGUGCUCCUUUCACUGUAAACAUCUAUCCGUUCAUUAGCCUUUAUACCGAUGCCAACUUCCCUGUAGAGUAUGCCUUCUUUGAUGGUAAUUCACAACCUCUAAAUGAUGGUGGCACUUUAUAUUACAAUAUGUUUGAUGCGAACCAUGAUACGCUUGUGUAUGCCCUGCAAAAGAAUGGGUUUGGAGACUUGCCUAUUAUCGUUGGAGAAAUUGGUUGGCCCACUGAUGGAGACCGAAAUGCUAAUAUGGAGUAUGCUAGAAGGUUCAACCAAGGUUUCAUGUCCCAUAUUUCAGGGGGAAAAGGAACCCCAAAGAGACCUGGGCCAAUUGAUGCGUAUUUAUUUAGUUUGAUUGACGAGGAUGCCAAAAGCAUUCAACCGGGUAAUUUUGAACGCCAUUGGGGAAUAUUUACUUUUGAUGGGAUACCCAAAUACCCUCUCAACCUUGGCACUACCAAUUCAGGAGCUUUGGUUCCAGCUAGAAAUGUGAAGUACUUGGAGAAGAAGUGGUGUGUGAUGAAGAAUUCUGCUAGACUAGAUGAUCCUCAGAUUGCUCCAAGUGUAAACUAUGCCUGUGGACUUGCUGACUGCACUAGUCUUGGUUACGGCACAGCAUGUGGGAAUCUGGAUGCUCAGGGAAACAUAUCAUAUGCCUUUAACAGUUACUAUCAGAUAAAUAAUCAGCUUGAUAGUGCCUGCAAAUUUCCGAACGUCUCAAUGAUCACCAAAACAGAUCCAUCUGUUGGCACUUGCAGAUUUGAGAUAAUGAUCGAGCCAUAUUAUUAUGGGUCUGCAGCAGAAACAGGAGUUGCGUUGAGGCUGCUGCAUUUAGUUGCAGGCCUUGUUCUCUUUUUGCUAGCUGUUCAGUGAGCUCCAGUCUUCCAAUUCGUAGUAUAUCAUUUUUUUCAUGACAGUGCUCAUGUGCUUUGCAGGAGGGCAUAGAGAGAAGUGAUAGCUAAGAGGGAUUCGUAAAUGGUGCAAAUGUAGUUCAAAUUUUGUGUUGUAGGAAGCAAGAGUUGGAAAACUAACUAUCAUGCUUUGUUUCAAAUUGAAUUGUUUUAAUAGAUUGCUGAUAUGUAUCAUCAAUUAGUGUUAGUUAUUUGCCAUGGCAGGAGGUUGGGAGAAAGUGAAAAGGUCCUUCAAAUAACUCAACAUAAUUAUAACUA
Carica papaya (papaya) is the source of this 2193-nucleotide messenger RNA. Its product is annotated as glucan endo-1,3-beta-glucosidase 6-like. The record is from RefSeq and is a predicted model, not a curated record. Lineage: Eukaryota; Viridiplantae; Streptophyta; Magnoliopsida; Brassicales; Caricaceae. Gene Ontology annotation, molecular function: hydrolase activity, hydrolyzing O-glycosyl compounds. Gene Ontology annotation, biological process: carbohydrate metabolic process.